Messenger RNA from Rubroshorea leprosula, 505 nucleotides. NCBI's taxonomy places the organism in Eukaryota, Viridiplantae, Streptophyta, Magnoliopsida, Malvales, Dipterocarpaceae. The record is from the annotation of a GenBank genome assembly.
AACACCAGAACUUUCAAACUCGAACUCAAUGAACGGUGAGACAGUGAUGGCAUCAACGAAGAGGAAUUCGGACUCGUCGUCGUGCGACUGUGACGAGAGGCUCCAGGCGACUGUGACGAGGGAUUCCUUGCCAUCCCGCGACUAUGGCGAGAGGGGACCUAAAUCUAGGUCCUUGGUCGAACUCGCACAAUGGCAAAGGGACCCAGAUCUGGGUCCUUGCUCGAGCUCGCGCGAUGGCAAAGGGACCCAAAUUUGGGUCCUUGCUUGCACAUUGGUGAGUAACCCUGAUCUAUGGGUCCUGUCGUUGAGGGAAUGAAGGAGAGAGAGAAGGGAAAGGAGAAAAAGGAGAAGGAAAAGAAUGGGUAGCCGGAGAAGAGGAAGAAGGAUGAGAGUCUGAUAAGUGGGGUGCUUUAUUGAAGCUAGGGUUUGAAUUGGAUGGGGGAGAUUAUGUCUUUUGAUGCGAAUUAGAUACUUGAUUAAUUUGUACCGAUAGGAAAUUUUCUAU